Molecule: messenger RNA, 1110 nt
Organism: Miscanthus lutarioriparius
Lineage: Eukaryota; Viridiplantae; Streptophyta; Magnoliopsida; Poales; Poaceae
Source: the annotation of a GenBank genome assembly
AUGGCCACCGUGCCGCCAGUGCUAGUCCUGCAUGUUCUGCUCGCCGCCUGCGCCGCGGCGGUGGACGCGGCUGCGGCAGGGAGUAGCAAGGUGCCGGCGAUCUAUGUGUUCGGCGACUCCACGGCGGACGUGGGCAACAACAACUACCUGCCGGGCGGCGACGUGCCGCGGGCCAACUUUCCCCACAACGGCGUCGACUUCCCCACGUCGCGCCCAACCGGCAGGUUCAGCAACGGAUACAACGGCGUCGACUUCUUGGCUGUGAACAUGGGCUUCAAGCGCAGCCCGCCGCCGUUCCUCGCCGUGGCCAACAAGACCAACAAGCAGGUCUUCAGAGGUCUCCUGGGAGUAAACUUCGCCUCUGCAGGAUCAGGCAUUCUCGACACAACAGGGAGCUCCAUCAUCCCGCUGAGCAAGCAGGUGGAGCAAUUCGCCGCCGUGCAGCGCAACAUCUCCUCGCGCGUCGGCAACGGGGCUGCCGCCGACGCCCUGCUGUCGCGGUCCCUGUUCCUCGUCAGCACCGGCGGCAACGACCUGUUCGCCUUCUUCUCGCGGAACAGCACGCCGUCGGACGCCGACAAGCAGCAGUUCGUCGGCAACCUCGUCGCGCUGUACCAGAACCAUGUGAAGGCUCUGUACGUGCUCGGGGCGAGGAAGUUCGCGGUGAUCGACGUCCCGCCGAUCGGGUGCUGCCCCUACCCGCGGAGCCUGCACCCGCUGGGCGCCUGCAUCGACGUCCUCAACGAGCUGGCGCGCGGGUUCAACAAGGGCGUCAAGGCCGCCAUGCACGGCCUCAGCCUGAGCUUCCAGGGGUUCAGGUACUCCGUCGGGAGCUCCCAUGCCGUGGCGCAGAGCAUCAUGAAGCACCCUCAAAGGCUGGGGUUCAAGGACGUGACGAACGCGUGCUGCGGGUCGGGCCGGUUCAACGGGGAGUCCGGGUGCACGCCCAACGCGACGCUGUGCGACAACCGGCACGAGUACCUGUUCUGGGACCUGCUGCACCCGACGCACGCCACCUCCAAGCUCGCCGCCGCCGCCAUCUACAACGGCUCGCUCCACUUCGCAGCGCCCAUAAACUUCAGGCAGCUGGUGGAAGACGACCGAUACUAG